Protopterus annectens (West African lungfish) is the source of this 768-nucleotide messenger RNA. RefSeq names its product exophilin 5 (gene EXPH5). The record is from RefSeq and is a predicted model, not a curated record. Gene Ontology annotation, biological process: intracellular protein transport. Gene Ontology annotation, molecular function: small GTPase binding. NCBI's taxonomy places the organism in Eukaryota, Metazoa, Chordata, Ceratodontiformes, Protopteridae. The transcript has 4 exons. The coding region runs from base 266 to 760 and encodes 164 amino acids.
GUGGAGCGCAGGUGUGUAAGGCUUGGAGGUGUAGUAGGCAGGUGGAGCUGGUGCGGUGGUUUUUUUUUUUUUUUGCCUGGAAGGGAAGGAAAGGAAAGGCAAGGAAUGGAGUUUGUGUUGGGGUCCUUGAGAUACUACUUAUAUGCUGGAGGAUACUUGUUCAGCCAUGUUACCUGGAUGAAAAAGAAUCGAUGCGUAUAAGGAUUAAUAAUGGGAGUCUCGAUUAAAGUGUUUAAACUUUCGUAGGCAAGGGCAAACGCUAAAGAUGACAAAGGACGCAAACAAACUAGAUCUGAGCUUCCUCGAUGAGGAUGAAGCGGAUAGCAUUCUACAAGUUCUAGAAAGGGAUGAAAUGUUGAGAAGAGCGGAGAAGGAAAGGUUGAGCAAACUCCAAAAGCCAAAGCGGGAAAUGAAGUGGUUCCAAGCACUUACUGGACAGUGGUUUGAAGACAUGCAAAAAAAGAAGUACCGGAAUGAAACGGACAUCAACAGCUUAGUCAAACAACCCCUAACCUACAGAGUGAAGAAGAAAACAAGGGAGGAUCAAAAGCUAGACCAGAAGUUUACAAGAUCGAAGAGUCAACCAGUUAACAGUGAUGAAACACUCCCUGUGACCACACGACGGUCUCCACUGAGUUUGCUUUUCUCCUUCAGAAAGCAGAGAGCAAAGCAAUUGGAACAGCAAAUAGAGAAUGCCAAUGCUACAGAGCUGUCAUCAGAACUACAAGACAUCAGACAGGUAAGAAGAUACAUGGUUUAAAAAUAUAU